Chelonia mydas (Green sea turtle) is the source of this 2477-nucleotide messenger RNA. RefSeq names its product F-box and leucine rich repeat protein 6 (gene FBXL6). The transcript is spliced from 9 exons. Bases 689 to 2347 code for a protein of 552 amino acids. Lineage: Eukaryota; Metazoa; Chordata; Testudines; Cheloniidae. The record is from RefSeq and is a predicted model, not a curated record. Gene Ontology annotation, biological process: SCF-dependent proteasomal ubiquitin-dependent protein catabolic process. Gene Ontology annotation, molecular function: protein binding. Gene Ontology annotation, cellular component: SCF ubiquitin ligase complex.
CUCUGAGCAUUGCAGAUUCAGGCCUUGUGUCUUUGCCUCCCCUUCUGCCCUUCCCGCUGGGCCGGACCCAGCAGCGUGGGGCUCCCAGCAGGGCUCCGUGCAGGAGGAUCCCAGCCCCCCCAGUGCUGGCCUGAAGCAGUGCUAUUCUCUGGCUAGACAGGGCAGGGAUAGCCCCCCACAGUCUCCGGCUGGCAAGCCGCCCCCCUCUGCCACCAGUAAAUUCACCCACCACAUUGACAUAAACGCAGAUUUGCCCCCAGUGCUAUGCCGGUUACUGGAGUGUCACCCAGCUCCUGCAGCGUGCCCAGCCAUGAGUGCCAGCAAGUCACUCCCAUGGCAGAUCAGAAACGGGGCGCAGGGCUAGGGGUGACCCCAGGGUGCGAAGCUCUGAAGAUAGGCAGAUGUCUCCAGGGGCGCUGACAGGAGUUCAGCGGGAAGUUAGGGCCAUGCAUGUAAAGUUGGGCAGCAGGGAGAUGACUGGUUGGAACAGUAAUACUUUAUUUCCCCCCGUCGCUCUCUCCGUGCUCUGGGUAGGCCAUCCCCUGUGUGUUGGGUUAGAGUCUUUCUAGAAGAUAUGCUCUAGCUCAGACUGGAUCCAGACUCUCACUGGUAGGGUUCUCUGGCCUGUGCUAUGCAGGAGUUCAGACUAGAUGGUCGGAAUGGUCCCUUCUGGCCAUAAAAUCCAUUAAUGGUCAUUCCCAAUUUACAGCUGGGGAAACUGAGUGGCAGAGAGGUGAGGCGGGUCACCUGGGGUCGAACAUCACCAUCAGAGCCAGGAACAGAACACACAUCCCGUCAUUUCGAGCGCCACGCCCUGUCCACCAGUGAACACUCGGAGGCUGGAACCAAUGAAAAUGUGCUGCCAGAUUGUCCCUGCCGAUUAACCCAGCCUAUACAGGCUACUAUGGAAGAGCCCAGAACAGCAGAGAACUUGAGAGAGGCUGGGGCUUCUUCAGAACCGUCCGGCACAGGGCAGAAUGCUUUCAAGAAGCGGGGCACCAAGACAAGUGGGAGACCAGGACCAGGGGAUGCCAGCAAGGCCUCUAAAAAGACGAAGGCUUUCAAGGCCCCCAGGAGAGUGGCCCCGGACUACUUUGUUCAUGAGACGGACAAUGAUAUGCUGCUGAUCAUUUCCAACAUAGGCAGCGGGCAAGACCGCCCUCCCAGGAAAGUGGCAAAGAGAAAGCACCAAGCGCCAGCAAAGAAGCAGCAGCUGCAGCAUGUCCAAAGGACUGGCGUGGCAGGAGAGAGAAAGAGAGAGCAAGAAGGGGCUCCAGCUGCAAAGGAGCCUGUGCUUGGGGGCCAGGCUGAGGAAAGCGGGGCAGCUGCUGGGGCCUCCUGGGGAGAGCGCCUCCCAGUGGAAAUCCUGGUGCGGAUCUUCCAGUCUUUGGUGGCUUCUGAGGGGGCCGUGCCCUUGCUCUGCCGGGUGGCCCGUGUGUGCCGGCUGUGGUACGGGGCAGCUUCCAAUCCCAUGCUGUGGCAGAAGGUGUCAAUCAGCUUCUGCUGGGUGGAGCCUGGCAAAAAGCAGCCUCCCCAAACCGAGAAAAGAAUCCUCAGCACAAUGGAGUGGCUGGUCCAGAACAGGUUUUCACUUCUCCGGGACUUUGCUCUUUGCCACUGGAAGAGCCACGUGCCUGUUGUCCUGAAGGCCCUUGCAGAGUCCUGCCCCCUUCUCGUAUCCCUCAAGCUGACCCACUGCAGUGGAGUGACCACCGAGUCCCUGAGUGCAGUGGCCGAAUGCUGCCCCCGGCUGGAAAGCUUAAACCUGCAGAAUUCCCAGGUUGACUCCUCAGCUGUGGUGAGCUUUCUGGAGGCUGCUGGCUCUCGGAUCCGGCAGCUCUGGCUGACGUACAGCAGCCGGAUGAAUGCCAUCGUCGCCACGCUCUCGAGUGGUUGCUGCCUUGGGCUGCGGCUCCUGGAGGUGAACACGGAGAUCAAGCAGAGCAGCCAGCACCUUCAACUCUCAGUAGAGCAGCUGCAAGCAGCCUGCCAGCAGCUGCAGGUGCUACGUCUGCUCAAUGUGAUCUGGACCCCGAAGCCGAGCCCUCGGUCCGCCCCCACCUCCCUGGGCUUCCCUCAGCUGGAGGAGCUGUGCCUGGCCACUACCUCUUAUUCCUUCGUCAGUGACAGCGUCCUGCAGAAGAUCCUGCAGGCCUCCACCAAGCUGCGGGUGCUGGACCUGCGGGGCUGCUUCCGUGUGACACCCAAAGGGCUGCAGGAGCUGCCGUGCCCCGAUCUAGAGCAGCUGUACCUGGGCUUAUAUUGCAGCGAUAACCACCUGCUCUUGCCCUCGGAGGGCAGCCACCUGCUCACCUGGAAAUGGCACCACAGCCCUGCAGGAGCUUGAUCUGGCAGGGCAGAGCUUCAGCGGAGCGCGACCUGGAGCUUGCCAUGGCCCGCCUUUGGGCAGGGGCAGUGGCCGGGCAGCCCUGCGAUCCCUCAACAUGACCGGGACCAAGGUCACUGUGAGCACUGUC